Molecule: messenger RNA, 1968 nt
Organism: Cladophialophora psammophila CBS 110553
Lineage: Eukaryota; Fungi; Ascomycota; Eurotiomycetes; Chaetothyriales; Herpotrichiellaceae
Exons: 1
Coding region: 1-1968 (655 amino acids)
Biological process (GO): protein dephosphorylation
Molecular function (GO): protein serine/threonine phosphatase activity
Source: RefSeq, a predicted model, not a curated record
AUGCGUCGCGCUGCCCUUUUUGCCCUCCGCUCGCCCCGACGCUCUGCCUUUCGAAAGCUCGUCUCCAAGUCUUCCCCCUUUGCACCUCCAAACCAUGUCGUAGUCUCGGCCAACGCGCAUUCCUCCUCCCUCGUCCGCAGAUACAGUACGUCUCGAACACCGUUCCAGUCCUCUAUGCGUAUCCCUAAGAUACCAAUCAUCUUCGUUGGAUCUCUAGGCGCGAUUGGAGCCUGGUAUGCAUACAGAGGCGAUGGGCCAGAGCAUCUCCUGAAAAGUCACCCCUCGUCAAUAUCAGUGCAGCCGAGGAGGAGUCUGAGCACCACCGCAGAUACUGCACAACCUACUACGGAAGCCACUGACGCCACGCCGCUACCUGCGGGCCCUGAACCGUAUCGGAAAGCAUUGGUAGUGGACAACGACCAAUUCUUCACCGGGUCCAUUGUAGGGGACGGUCCGCUGGCCAAGGAUACAGAUGACUUCGGCAGGAAAGUGCUGGAGAUGAUGACCCCUGAGCAAGCCACAGAAAGAUUACGGAAGAAUGAACAGUCAUUCCUCGUUGGCAGAGGACGUGGUGUGGUGAGAUAUGAUAUGGUUCAACUUCCCAGCAACGAUCCCAUUGAGGAUGACCACGCAGAGAAGAUUGUCGAAGUCCCAACCACAGUCGCUGCAACAGAGGGCGCAUCGUCUUCAGAUUGGAUGUUCUGGGGCGUCUUCGACGGUCAUUCGGGAUGGACAACCUCUGCGAAAUUGCGCCAGGCCUUGAUCUCUUUCGCCGCCCGCGAACUUAAUCGCACCUACAAAGCCGCACUAUCAGACGCAAAAUCACCCUUCCCUUCGCCCGCAGCUAUAGAUCAAGCUCUGAAAUCCGCAUUCGUUAAGCUAGACAAUGAAAUCUGUCUGGACAGCGUCAGCAAACUCAGCAAAAAUCCCAGCAAACGGCUCGCCGCCGAAAUCCUUGCUCCCGCCUUGUCAGGCUCCUGUGCCCUUCUGUCUUUCUACGAUUCCCAAUCCAAAACCCUCCGCGUGGCAUGUACAGGCGAUUCUCGCGCCGUGCUUGGCCGCCGCAACCCCCAAUCGGGUAAAUGGUUCGCCACGCCUCUCUCAGAAGAUCAAACAGGCUCCAAUCCGAAUGAAGAAGCACGCAUGCGUGCCGAACAUCCCGGUGAGGAAUUCGUCAUUCGAGCUGGCCGGGUUUUGGGAAAUCUGGAGCCAACACGCGCAUUCGGAGAUGCAUUUUACAAAUGGUCGCGCGAUACGCAGGACCGAAUUAAAAAGAACUUCUUUGGGCGCUCACCACAUCCACUUCUGAAAACGCCGCCGUAUGUUACGGCGGAGCCGGUGGUGACGAGUACAAAGAUAAACCCGUCCGAUGGCGACUUUCUUGUGAUGGCCACCGACGGUUUGUGGGAGAUGCUGACCAACGAAGAAGUUGUGGGACUCGUGGGUCAGUGGAUUGAACAUCAAAAUAAGCUUGCUAGCAACAAGACUUCUGCUGGCUCGAAUACUGCUGCGUGGUUGACGAGUUGGUUCAAAUCAACACCUAACGGGCUGCCCGUAGAGAAGGGUGGCAAUAUGGACAAGACUGGUCGUAUUGACACUUCCUACAACCAGAAGGACGCGAAAGGUGGCAAAGACACCAACACCAACAAUGUCGAAAAGCCCAUCCGCCAGCAGCAAUGGGACAUCCCCGCUUCGCCCCCCUCCACUUCUAAUCGCUUCGUCGUCGAGGACAAGAACUGUGCAACUCAUCUCAUCCGAAACGCCUUGGGAGGGAAGGAUAGAGAUAUGGUGUGCGCAUUGCUCACAUUGCCAAGCCCCUACAGUCGGCGGUACAGAGAUGAUCUCACAGUACAGGUUAUCUUUUUUGGAGAGGCUGGUGAAGCUGACGGAAAGGUGGUGAUCAACGAAGAAGCCACGGCACGGCAGGUCCAGAAAACUGACGACGGACAGUUAAAGGCGAAGUUAUGA